AUGGCCUUUCUUUCCUCCUUAGCCACUGCCUUUCAGUACACUCUUACGCUCAUCUCACAAGCACCCCCGAUCAUCGCCGGGACGGAUUUUUACUUCGCAGCCGAUUAUCGAGUGAUUAGCAUCCGCCAUGCCGUUGUCGCUAUUACAGGUGCUGAUGCGACGCCCGGAGUACUGUUCUUUGUUCCGCUCCUCCAUGGACAUUAUACUUGCUUCGGCACCACAGUACCGAUGAGGCAGGGUCAGAAGGCGACCCGAUUUUUUUCGUGGGCGGUCAAGGUUAUAGUCUGUGAGGCGAGUACCCAGCUGUCUACCUCGGAUCUUAACUAA
Messenger RNA from Fomitopsis serialis, 327 nucleotides. RefSeq lists its product as uncharacterized. Lineage: Eukaryota; Fungi; Basidiomycota; Agaricomycetes; Polyporales; Fomitopsidaceae. The record is from RefSeq and is a predicted model, not a curated record. The transcript is spliced from 3 exons. Bases 1 to 327 code for a protein of 108 amino acids.